Messenger RNA from Auanema sp. JU1783, 897 nucleotides. NCBI's taxonomy places the organism in Eukaryota, Metazoa, Nematoda, Chromadorea, Rhabditida, Rhabditidae. The record is from the annotation of a GenBank genome assembly.
AUGAGUGAUGUUGAUGAAGUAGCUGAUAUGCUUGAAGAUCUUCUUUCAAAACACCGAAAAGAGAAGAAAGCACUUAAAGAAAAAUGUUUGAAUCUCAAAAAAGUAGCCAAAACCGGGAACAAACAGAAGCAAAAAGAAACUAGUGCACAGAUCGAACAGCUUGAGAAAGAGCUUGAGCAGAAGCACAAGGCUGAACUUGAGAUUGUCAAACCAAAAGAAACUGUUGAAGUAGUAGAAGCCAACAUUGAAAAGGAUCCCAUCACUAAUGAUAAUGAAGAAGCAAGCUAUUAUAGUGAACGCAAAAUGACAGGAAGACAAGCGAAACGACAAGCAAAGAAAGAUGAGCAAGCGAAACGAGUGCAGGAAGCUAUUCUAGAAGAUCGUCAAAAUUCCUCUUCUUCUUUACGGAUAAUUGAGUUGAAGGCCAUCAACAAGGUGCUUGAUGACCAGGGUCUACAAUUAUUUGACAUAGCUCCUGACGGUGAUUGCCUUUAUAACGCUAUCGCUCACCAACUCUCAAAGAUCAGUGGAAAUGAAACAACAACAGGAAAAGAUAUGAGACGACGAGCCGCCACAUACUUGCUUGGCCAUAAGGACGAUUUUGCACCUUUCCUAACUAAUAGCGAUGGGGAACCAUUGGACGAAUUCGAGUUUGAAGAGUAUUGUGAAAAUGUUAGGAAUGAAGCUAAGGACGGAGGAGUUUGGGGUGGAGAACCUGAGUUGAAUGCUAUGAGCCUGAGUCUCGAGAGAAAGAUAAUUGUGAUACAACCGGAAGGCCGUUUCGUCACUUUUGGAGAACAAUUCACGACAAAACCUUUGACAGUGGUGUAUCAUAGGCAUGCUUAUCAAUUGGGGGAGCACUAUAACUCUACUCAACUUAAAUCUGUUGUAGCAUAA